Molecule: messenger RNA, 1659 nt
Organism: Carica papaya (papaya)
Lineage: Eukaryota; Viridiplantae; Streptophyta; Magnoliopsida; Brassicales; Caricaceae
Product: DNA glycosylase superfamily protein
Biological process (GO): base-excision repair
Molecular function (GO): DNA-3-methyladenine glycosylase activity
Source: RefSeq, a predicted model, not a curated record
UUCUUCCUUUCUCAUCUCCCUCUUCUCUCUCUCUCUCUCUCGCUCUAUAUAUAUAUAUAUAUAUUUGUAUGACUUGAAUUCUCAUCAUCUCCCACUAUGUUAGUCCAUAUAGCAAUAUAUAGGUCAUAAAAGAAAGAAAGAAGUAAAGUGGAGGUGGAUGGCAGAGGUGAGCACAGGCGUAGACAUGAUUGCAACAGGGACGGUGGUUCAUCGGAGUUACAAUUCGAUGACGAAAAUGUGCGAUGAUGGCAGACCCACUUCAAUUAGCAAAAGCUUAGAACGAAUCAGAUCAAAAAGUUUCAACGAAGGUGUAGUGAUGAGUUCUACAAAUUAUUAUUCAUGUGAAGAUCCAGUUCCAGGCACCAUAGCUGCCAUCAGAAGACAACAAAUGGCUCUCCAACAAGCCCAGAGAAAAAUGAAGAUUGCUCAUUAUGGAAGAUCCAAAUCCGCUAAGUUUGAAUCUACUACUACCACCACCAUCACCAACACUACUACUCAUCAUCAACCUCAACACAAGAGAUGUACUUUUAUCACCAAUAAUUCAGAUCCCAUCUACGUGACUUACCAUGAUGAAGAAUGGGGAGUCCCGGUUCAUGAUGACAAAAUGUUAUUUGAACUGCUAGUUCUGAGUGGUGCUCAGGUCGGCUCAGAUUGGACCUCAAUCUUGAAAAAACGACAAAAUUUCAGAAAUGCAUUUUCAAGAUUCGACCCAGAAAUGGUUGCCAAGUUAAAUGAUAAAGAAAUGAGUGCAAUUAGUCGUGAGUGCGGUAUUGAUAUGAGCCAAGUCCGUGGUGUUGUUGACAACGCAUGUAAAAUUCUGGAGAUCAAAAAGGAAUUUGGAUCUCUUGAGAAAUACAUAUGGGGAUUUGUAAACGGGAAACCAAUUUCAAAAAAUUACAAAUUAGGAAACAAGAUUCCAGUCAAAACAUCCAAGUCUGAAACCAUAAGCAAAGACAUGCUAAGACGAGGUUUCCGCUUAGUGGGUCCCACCGUCGUCCAUUCCUUCAUGCAAGUCGCCGGUCUCACCAAUGACCACCUCAUCACUUGCCACCGCCACCUUCCCUGCACCCUCAUGGCUUCUUCAUCCGCACCACUCACUCAAUCCCAAUCCAACACAUAACAUAACCCAUCUUUUUCUUUUUCUUUUCUUUUUGUUCUUUUAACUUUUAAACUGGGUUUUAUACAACAACAGAGUUAAUCAAGUUUAGCUUUUAAACUGGAUUUUAUAUGUGAUUUGAAAUAUAAUAGAUAAAAAAGAAGAAAAAGGAAAUGGAUAAAAUGAAGGGUGGAGUGGUUUUCUGGAGAAGACAGAGGACGUGCAGAUGGGUAGCAAUGGCAUGUGUGGUGUGUCAGCUUACUUUUUAUUCCACGUGACCCAUCAAGUUCAACACUCAUAUUGUGGGUUAUCCGGGCUGUCGGAUCACCUAUCUUUACCCUUUUUAUUUCAAUAUUCAUCUUCUGUCAUCUCCUUCUAAUCUAUAUUUGCUAUUUCCACCUCCCAUAGAGGGGAGUUUGCGAGUGUUAACAGCAUUUAGAGGAGUGCCAAUAGCAAUCUCCAAUUUGUAUCUCUUAUAUAUUUUAAUUUCUUGAUACUUGCAUAGCUUUUAAUCAAAGCUAAUAUUAUGUCUUUUUUUCCCUCCAAAAAAUAAUGGAAGCUGA